Messenger RNA from Phalaenopsis equestris, 978 nucleotides. RefSeq lists its product as uncharacterized. Bases 43 to 978 code for a protein of 311 amino acids. The transcript has 3 exons. The record is from RefSeq and is a predicted model, not a curated record. Lineage: Eukaryota; Viridiplantae; Streptophyta; Magnoliopsida; Asparagales; Orchidaceae.
UAUAAAUACCUCCACAUUCUAACAUCAAGUCAUUACCCACAAAUGGAGCUUGGCGACACCUACUCGCCGGAGAAGAAACUAACCCUCGUGGCCCUCCGCCUCGCCAUCCUCGAGAAGGCCGCCAGCGGCGUCGGCGCGCUCGGCUUCAUAUGGGCGACGGUCGUUCUCUUGGGAGGCUUUGCGAUCGCUCUCGAGCGCGCCGAUUUUUGCUUUGUGACGGCUAUACUGCUGGUGGAGGGGGCUCGGAUAUUUAGCCGGAGCCAUGAGCUGGAGUGGCAGCAUCAGGCCACGUGGUCGCUCGCGGAGGCCGGUGCGCUAAGUUUUCGCGCCAUUCGCUCGACUUCUCGCAGCGCCGCGCGAGCGUUUUGGUUCCUGUUCUCGCCUUUUGGUCGGAGCCCGUCUGUUGCAGAGCCGCCGACUGCUGUGCUGCCGGUUGCGGUGAAGGGUCGUCGGCGGAAGUCAUCGGAGCUGCCGGGUUUCUUAACCAGCAAAGAGCUUACGAGCUCGGCAAAUCCCACCGGACGAUCGCCGGAAUCAGCUAAUCUCCACACUUGUAGCAUCCGCGUUUUCAACUCCAGCAGCAUGAGCCGCCUCCUUUACUGGCUUCAACUCUUCUCCGCCACCGCGUGCGUCGUCCUCUCCUCAAUGCGCCUCGCCCAACAAAACUACGGCGAUAUCGCCGGCGCCGACGAAUCAACAAAACAAAAUCGCCGGCCAGCUCUCAACAUCUUCUAUGGCCUCUCCCUUGCCGAAGCCCUCCUCUUCCUCGCCGAGCGAGCAUACUUGGAGUGGAAUCUCAGCCGCUGCCUCCUUCUCGAGCAAGUUAGCCGCGAGUCCGGCCUCGGACCCACCGGACUGAUCUCUGUUCGCCGCUUCUUCUACGACGCCUAUUCCCGGUGCAUAAAUGGGAGUAUUUUCGACGGGAUGAAGAUGGAUAUGCUAUCAAACAAUCUCUAUUUGUUUCAUCUGGAGAGCUAG